GUGGGUAAAAUUUUAUCACUGCUCCACUAGCGACCGUUUCGAAUUCAGAAAUUGCAUAGUAUCCUUUCAACAAUGUAUUUCAAGCGUAAGAUUUUGUUGUGUUUCUUGUUGUUCAAUAUCGAUGGUUCAUUUCUUUCUAGAGAAAAUUUCGUUUUCGCUUUUGAAAACCCAUUAACGCCAGGUCUUGCCAUUCGCACUGGCAUAAAAACAGCUAUCAAAGCUUCAUCUCAUGUCCUCGGAUCAUGGAAACCUCUGACUCUCAUCACACCCUUGGAGGAAACUAGUUUGGUUAAUCUAACGUCACAGUCACUUGAUAUGCGAAUUAUUACUCCUAAAACUGUGGCAACCGUGACUGGAGGUGUUUUUGGCAAAGAUAAUUACGAAUUUUAUAAGUAUUCGUGCUUUUGGAAUAUCGGAUCAUGUAAUGAAACUAGUUUGGAGUGUCGAGUAUAUUUCUUCAACUUGAAGUACAAAUCGUUUAAAAAGGCUUUAGAUCACGAUGACGGAAUUAUGGUCAUGAAUUGUCCAGUUGCAACUGAUGGUGAUUUUCCUAACCCAUUGUUUCAUGGCUUGUCUAAAUUAUUCGGGAGAAAACUCAAACGUCCCGGAGACUGUUCCAAGGUGCAUAGCGCUUUCACCUACCGAUGGUACGUGAAUUUCCCCCUCGAAAGUGUUUAUACGAGUUAUAGAGCGGAUUUCAAUGACGAAGAAUUUGGAAAAAAAUUUUGUGCUGUUGUGAUUAACCUGCCUAUGAAUCGGCGUUUAAAUUUCAUUUCAAAAGAACAGUUCAAAUGUACGUUUGGGAAAAUUAAAGGAAUUUCACAGGAAGCUGCAAGUGACGAAUUCAUACAAGACGCGGGUGUGGCUAGGACGCCAGUCGAAAGACAUGAAGGAAUUUGUGUAUUAAAUAUCCCAGCAUGAUUGAUAGUGUUAUUUCAGAGUGUACAUAAUAAUUAAUGCGAACGUUUUAUGAUUAGGUGAAAUAAAUCUAAUUUAUUAUGA
This is a messenger RNA of Planococcus citri (citrus mealybug), 1002 nucleotides long. RefSeq lists its product as uncharacterized. The transcript has 6 exons. Lineage: Eukaryota; Metazoa; Arthropoda; Insecta; Hemiptera; Pseudococcidae. The record is from RefSeq and is a predicted model, not a curated record. Bases 73 to 921 code for a protein of 282 amino acids.